AUGGGCUUUGAAAGCCGACGUCUGGCUAGUAAGACCAAGAAACCACCUCCACCGAUCCUCUCUCAUGAGUUUAUCAUAACAAAUCAUGGAGAUAUUGCUAGUGUUAUAUUAAUGUUGGUGGUGAUUGGCUUCAUGUUCCAUUGGUCGCUGCCUUUUGCUCAGUUCAUGGUCAUUCCUCAGCAUAAUGAGUCUGUACAAUUUACUGGAGAUACUGGUAAGAGCUUUAUUUGUUUUGUUAUGAUUUUAGGUUUGGUUAGGCAAAAGAAUGGAAUGAGGAUACCUUCUCUUCAAGGAUAAAAUGCCAAUUUUAAAGUUCACAAUGUACUUAAAAUUUUUUUGUUUUAGCUUUAAAAGCUUCAAAAUUUAAUAGUUUUGCUAAAAAUAUUAAAAAUUAUGAAGUGUAGGAGAUGUUUCAUGGAGUUAUGAUCAAUUUUCUAUAUUACACUACAAUGCAAUCGCUAUUUUCAGAGCCCAAGAUGUAUUAUCGGUCUGGAUCAAAGGAUAUUGGAUGUAUUGUGUUCUACACAGUCGUUUGGAUCACCUUCCACUGUAUUAUUCAAGAAUACAUUGUUGACAAGAUCCAACGUCGCCUACACAUGAGCCGUGUUCGACUAGCCAGAUUUGCCGAGUCGUGUCAUUUAGGCCCAAUUGCUGCUCUAUCAUGUGGAUUUGCUGUAUACAACCUUUACGAACUUGGUGUACACAAAGAUUUCUCUCUUUUGUGGCAAGGAUAUCCAGAACAACAUCGUUAUCUUACACUGAACUUCAAAUUAUUCUUCUUGCUACAGGUGGGUCAUGUAUAAUAUUAGUUUUUAAAAGUUUUUGGAAGUUUUUUGGUUGAUAUAGCUUUUAUUAUUAAGUUGGUAAUUAAAACCGAUGUUUAUUUUAUUGUCUUUGAUAAGUAUUCUUUUAGAUUUCCUACUGGAUUCAUCAAUUCCCUGAAUUUUACUUCCAAAAGCUGAAGAAGGAAGAGAUGAAGGAAAGAACUGGCUAUUCACUUCUCUUCUUGGUCUUUGUCACUGCCGCUUACUUUGCUAAGUAAGUUUAGACAUUUUAAAAGAAUUUUGGAUAAUUUAUUUUAUAGUUGGUAUUGGGUACGAUAUUAUUUUUAAAUUCAUUUUUUUAUCAAAAUUUUGAAUUUUAUGUUAAAUCAAGCUUAAAAGUUUGUUUUGCUGGUUACUAAAGAUAAAAGAAAAUGAAAUAUGACUUGGAUAUUGAUUUACAUACUAUAACUUACCUUAUUUUAGCUUUAUCCGUCUAGCAUCAGUUUUACUGGCCUUGGAAUAUGCUUCUUUAUCACUUCUUCACCUCAGCCGGCUGGUCUACUUCUCAGGAAAAGCUACAAACACUGGACGUAUCUUCAGAUUGUGGAAUUUGUUAUUCCCAGUUGUAAGGUUGUCGAGCAUGGUCAUCUCGGUGUUGGUAUUGUGGUAUGGUUUAAGGUCGCACGAAACCCCGUACAUCAACUUUGAGACCGGGAACUACAACACUCAUGUUAUUCGGUAGGUUUUGGUUUUUUGCGGUGAUUUUUUGAUAUUUAGGUAUUAGUUGGUUAUGAAAAGAUAUUUGUAUAUGUAUUUUGAGUGAGAUAAGGUAUCAAAAGGACUUUGCAGAUUUUAACUGUUAUCAUAGGUGGAUAUUUUGUGAUUUCUGCUAACGUUUUCCCUAAAAAGCUGAUAAAUGACAUUUUUAUGAAUUAGUUAAUAAAAGUUUCCAUUUGUAGCCUAAAUGCAUUGAUCUUCUUGUUGCUAACCCAAGUCUACCUGUUCUACAACUUUGCUCGCUUCCAUUUCGCCCGAUGGAACUCGCGUCCAACUGCGCCCGAACCAGUACCACGCAAAAAGACAUUCAAAAACAAAAAGGAUGACAAAAAGUCGAAAUAG
Bursaphelenchus okinawaensis is the source of this 1883-nucleotide messenger RNA. NCBI's taxonomy places the organism in Eukaryota, Metazoa, Nematoda, Chromadorea, Rhabditida, Aphelenchoididae. The record is from the annotation of a GenBank genome assembly.